Molecule: messenger RNA, 1374 nt
Organism: Phytophthora nicotianae INRA-310
Lineage: Eukaryota; Oomycota; Peronosporomycetes; Peronosporales; Peronosporaceae
Exons: 2
Coding region: 61-1335 (424 amino acids)
Source: RefSeq, a predicted model, not a curated record
GUUGCCUUCUGUGACGUAUUGCUUCGGACGCCAUUCAACAAAGUCACAAUACCCCGCAGCAUGUCGUUCCCUCUGCUGGAAGACGAUGACGAGGCCUUCACGGAGGUCCUGGCGCUGCUGGACGAGUACAAUGCGGCAGUUGAAGAGUCCCCGCGUGCGCACAGCCGGUCCAAGCAUGCGUCGCCCUUCAGUUCGUUGGCUGAGAGCUCGGCAUGGACCGCGUUCGAGGCCGCUCACCCCAUCACGAAAACCACGAGUAAACAUCGCAAUGGAGCGCGCGAAAUGCGGCGCCGAGAGGUGCAAUUCCUACGCACAUGUGUCAAAGGGUUGGAAACGCAGUUAACCGCGUUGAAAGAGGGCGCGCAACAGCGCGCACAGCUGAGAAAUGCCACUACACAUUCCGGUGGCCAGUCAUCCGCCCUAAUGAGCGUAUGGAAGGACCUGGCGACGCGGCAAUUGGACCAACGACUGGCGUCUGAAAGAGAAAAUAGCAGACUCAAAUGUGCAAUGGAAGAUCAGAAAAAAGUGCGCGAAAUGCUACAACGAGCGCUGAAUACAAGAGUGGCACGACGGGUGAUGGAAACGAACUUAACACAAGAAAAACGAACCAGACGAGUGCACGGAGUGCCACUGGAGCUGUCGGAUCAGGAGGUUUUCCAGGAACUAGAGAUGGGGGUGGACUCUGUGUAUCAUGAAGCAGCGAGGGUUUUCUUCCAAGCAGAUACUGGAGAUGGAACGUGUUUAGGAGUGUUUGGAGAGAAGACACUGCCAUUUGAUCUCCACACGACCGCAGAGGCUGCGUGGCGGUGUCUGGCUCAUGCGUUCCAGCACGAAAAGUAUCAUUUUUCAUACAGUCGCGAGCGUCGGAAGGAUGAGUCUGGAGAGGUGGCACAUGAUGAUACAGUGUGUGAAAGUUUCGGGGUGGAGAUUAAAGCACCGGAACGGAUGGCAGAUUUCAGGAUUAAACAGGUUUUCCGUCGAUAUCGAGAAGCGGAUCGGAUUGUGAUCGCGUGGAGGUCAUAUAUUGAUCCGGCCGAGUUUAAGGGACAGAAACUCGAGGGCAUUCGCUUCCAGGAGAAAGGGUCGUGUGUCAUUCGACACCCACACCCGACGAAGCUUCAUACUGCUAGUAACGAGGUCACAUUAUUGCGUAUCUGGCACGUUAUUACUCCGGAGACACUGGCAAACACAAAUGGGACUAUAAAUAGUUCCCAAUUUGUUCAAGAUCUGACCGAUUUUGUAUUGGGUGGAUCAUCGUCUGCUAGUACAGUGCAGAUGAUUGAGAACAUGCUGAUUGAACAGUCUAGAAGAAACAAUGCGGAUUGUGUAGUGUAAAAUGUUCAAAGAGCAAUAGAAUUUUUGGUUUCUAUUAGA